Molecule: messenger RNA, 390 nt
Organism: Rotaria sordida
Lineage: Eukaryota; Metazoa; Rotifera; Eurotatoria; Philodinida; Philodinidae
Source: the annotation of a GenBank genome assembly
AUGGGCCCUGUGAGUCUUACGGAUCUUACGGGACUUGCAGGUUUUGUAGGUCUUAUGAGUCUUACGGGUCUUACUAGUCUUGUGGAUCUUGCAGGUCUUGUGGGUUUUGUGGGUCUUGUGGGUCUUGCAGCUCUUACGAGUCUUGUAGGUCUUACGGGACUUACAGGUUUUUCGGAUCUUGUAGAUCUUGUGAGUCUGUCGGGUCUUGUGGGUCUUCCGGGUCUUGCAUCUCUUGCGAGUCUUGCAGGUCUUACGAGACUUAGAGGUCUUGCGGAUCUUGUGGGUCUUACGGAUCUUGCAGGACUUAGAGGUCUUGCGAGUCUUGAAGAUCUUAGAGGUCUUAUGGGUCUUGCGGAUCUUGUUGGUAUUACGGACUUUGCGGGUCUUUAG